Molecule: messenger RNA, 901 nt
Organism: Eurytemora carolleeae
Lineage: Eukaryota; Metazoa; Arthropoda; Copepoda; Calanoida; Temoridae
Exons: 4
Coding region: 473-901 (142 amino acids)
Source: RefSeq, a predicted model, not a curated record
AAUACAAAUUAGUUCUUUUCUACUCGCUACUGUUUCAAAAACUAUUCAAUUGUAUUCAAAAUACCUUAAAUAAUUAUUACUCUUAAGAUUUAAGAAUCUAUAAAAACUACGAAGGCAGUCUGGAUGCAUUGAAUUGAAAAGAAAAACAUUCCAAGCUUCUGUAAUCUAAUUGGGUUUUAUUAAAUUAGCUCAAUAAACUUUGAUCCUUCAACGUUACCAAACUCAAAACCACUUCAAUUGGUUGUAAUACUAGCUUUUUAUCGUAUUUUUAUGAAUUUAUUUACGUAUAUCCAAAGCGUUUUUCAAGCACUUUUCUCGUUGCUUAGAUAGCAAUAUGCAACUUAGAUGUAGAAAUAUUUAUUUCACUUUAUUUCAGAUCAUAAAUAUGAAUAAGGAUUUUUAAAAUGCCCGCCAAUUUUAAUGGUUGAUUAAGAGCUGGUUGGUGUUUAGUUCAAUAAAGGACGGGAGCGAAAUGAAUUCUCAUGCAGAGCAACUGCAGAAUCUAAAUAUAAACAGAAGAAUUGUGAACCAUGUUCAACUGAUAGAACACGUGGAAUCUGGGAAUCAGCUGAUUGAUCAUGUUGCUGUAGAGAAGCAGCUGAUGACCCCUGUAUGUGGGGAGGAUCAAAUGAUGGACCAUGUAGAUGGACACACAUUGAGCACUGUCCCUCUGACAGUAGGAUGCCCAGAUCCUUCAAUGCUUUCCAAUAUUUUCCAGGACACGGUUGCUGAGAACUUCAUUGAAUUUUCUGAUUCUGAAAACCAUCCUAGUUUCCUUACUCCGGCAAGCUCGGUGUUUACAAGUGGUGUGUACUCUAGUUCUAUUAAUCAGUUUAGCUCACCUACUUCCCUUUAUGCAGGAAUCUCGAGUAGUUUGUUUAAUUUUAGGAAUCUCGAGUAG